Messenger RNA from Necator americanus (New World hookworm), 420 nucleotides. RefSeq lists its product as uncharacterized. The coding region runs from base 1 to 420 and encodes 139 amino acids. The transcript has a single exon. NCBI's taxonomy places the organism in Eukaryota, Metazoa, Nematoda, Chromadorea, Rhabditida, Ancylostomatidae. The record is from RefSeq and is a predicted model, not a curated record.
AUGUGCGGUGAAGAAGAAACCACCGACCGAGUUGGAGCUUCUGGUCUGUAUCCAAAACACGAAAAUGGAAAAUCUGGUGGAUACGACGGAAUUAGCGCAAAAAUGCUGAAAUAUCUUCCUCCGUCUGGGAUUCGUGAGAUGACAAAGAUCAUCCAUUCAAUAUGGAUAGACGAAAUCAUACCUGACUCGUGGAGACACGCUAUCAUAAUUCCCCUCCACAAGAGGUUAUCCGUCACGGACCCUAGGAAUUAUCGAGGAAUUUCUUUGCUGCGUGUUAUGUACAAGGUAUUAGAGCAGAUUAUCCUGGACCGACUCAUUAAACAUGGCAAAGAAACAACGCGCGACGAGAAAGCUGGCUUUCGUCCUGGCCGAUCUACGAUUGACAAGAUGUUCAUCGUCAGGAGACUGAUCAAAAUCUGA